AUGGCGUCCGCGGCUUCACCCCGCCGGCUCGAGCUCGAGCAGUUCUCGUCCGCCGGCUCCCCCUCCUGUCCGCCCAUUCACUCGCCGUACACGAUGGCCGACUUCGCAGGCACCGUCUUCCUCUUCUUCGUCCAGGUCCUGCCUGGACUGCUCUACUCGGCCAUCACUUUCACCACCAUAACAGUGCCCACCGCCCUCUUCACGCUCUUCUCCAUGAGCCUGACCUUCACCAUGAACUUCACCACCUUACUGCUGAUAACCCUGUUCCUGGUCUCGACCGUCAGCUGGUUCGUCCGCUACCGCUUCCUGAACAAGUACUCCCGGCUCCCGCCCGAGCCUCAGCGGCAGGAGGCUCAGAUCGACCUCUUCCCGGACACCCAGGAUGGAGACUCAAAGCCGGGGCUCGCCAACUAUCUGGACGAGUUUCUGAGUGCUAUCAAGGUCUUUGGGUAUCUCGAACGGCCGGUCUUUCACGAAUUGACCCGCACGAUGCAGACCCGGAAGCUGAUCGCAGGCGAAACACUUCUGCUAGAGGAGGAGAAAGGCUUCUGUCUCGUGGUCGAUGGGCUCGUGCAGAUAUUCGUCAAGUCGGCCAGGGAGCGGGAAAAGGACGGGGAUAGCUCUGUGGAGGACUCGAUGGAGGAAGACGACGAGCACCACCACCGCCACCACCAGGGCUACCAGUUGCUGACCGAGGUCAAGAAUGGUGCUUCCAUGUCUUCUCUUUUCUCCAUCCUGUCACUCUUCAGCGAAGACGUGAAGCUCCGUCACGAAGAAGGUGCGGAGCCCAAUUCGUCCAGCCCCGUGAGCCCAACCCCCUUUGCCAACAGUCCGCGGUCUUCCUAUCAGGACCGCCAUCACCACCGUGAUAUAUCCCUCCAGUCAAGCGGCGGACGUCUUCCGACUGUCCCGCCCAUGACACUAGACGAUACAGCUUCCUCUCCCCAUUUCUCUACAGCCCAGACCCCGCCAAACUCCUCAGGGCACAACCGACGCCUUCCCAAGCGCUCGAGGACCAAUUCCAUCCACCCGGACAUCGUCGCCCGCGCCGUCGUCGAUACUACCAUAGCCAUCAUUCCAGCCAGUGCAUUCCGACGCCUUACUCGACUAUACCCGCGAGCAACUGCCCAUAUCAUACAAGUUAUCCUUACUAGACUACAGCGUGUAACGUUUGCUACAGCACAUUCAUAUCUUGGACUAACCACGGAUGUCCUGAGUAUAGAGAAGAAGAUGAACAAGUUUACCUCUUUUGAUCUGCCUAAUGAUCUGCGCGGCGCUCCACUGGACAGACUAAAGCAAAAGUUCCAGAGAGCUGUGCAGCGGCUUGGGCCUGAGGAAGGGACCAAGGGAAUCGCUCUGCAUAACCCGGGUGUCCACAAUAGGCGGAGAUCGAGUAGCUCACUGCGAAAGGACGCAGCACUCAGGGCAAAGAUCCCUAAUACGCCGGGCCAGCAUGGCUCGCCCACUUCCCCCAGUCUAGAUCGAGAGUCCGCCGGCGUCAGUCCGGGAGAUCUUCUCUCUACCAUCCAACUGUCCCGGUUUGGGCCACGAUACGGUAACGAUCGCCGGAUCAAGUCACGAAGCACAUUCCAUGACUCAAAUCAUCCAGCCCUCAGGACUCCAAUGCAUACCUCUCCAGACUCCAGUUCUCCAGCAAAACCCCUCUUCAACUCCCCAGCCGCCGUCCACGUAAAUGAAGAUGUCCUCUUCCGCGAAUCAAUACUCGACUGCAUGGUGAAAGCCCUGGGGCUAACAGCAAGUACCCGGGAGGUCCUCCCGCUCCCCAAGGGCUUUGGGUCAGCCGAUGCCUCCCCGCACUUGGUCUCGUACGACUCACGUAAACAAAAGGCUGUGUUUAACAAUGCCUUUGGCUAUAUCGAUCCCUACGAGGCAUCCGGGGAUGGCGACUCCGAGUCACAGAUGAGCAUGUCUGUCACCAGCGCGGGUGGGACACCCCCAAUAGCGAACUUGAAGUCUGAGCUGAGCGAUGAGAUUGAAAUUGUCUACUUCCCCAAGGGUUCGGUAUUGGUUGAGCAGGGCGAGCGGAACCCAGGCCUGUAUUAUGUCAUUGAUGGGUUCUUGGAUGUCGGUAUCCCAGUGAACGAUAAGGGAGAGGACCUGAUCGGUCCAUCCAGGGGCAACAUCCAUGCCAAUGAGCCCUUGUUACCGCUUAGACGGCCGUCGGGUAUCUCACAAGACCGUUUACCAACACAGACACAGCGGAAGAAGGCUUCUCGCCGCUCGCUGUAUAUGGCCAAACCGGGCGAUAUAGAGGGCUACAUUGGCUCGAUUACUUCAUACCGAUCGUUUACAGAUGUGACUGCUAAGACGGACGUGUAUGUCGGCUUUUUGCCGCGAGUAUGCCUCGAGAGAAUUGCGGAUCGAUAUCCUCUUGUCCUCCUCUCUAUGGCGAAGCGGUUAACCAGCGUUCUUCCUCGACUACUCCUACACAUCGACUUCGCAUUGGAAUGGAUACAAGUUAGCGCGGGCCAGGUCAUUCACCACCAGGGUGAUGAGAGCGAUUCAAUCUACAUCGUCUUAAAUGGACGUCUGCGCUCAGUUCUAGAGUCUGGAGACGGCAAAGUAAGCGCUGUCGGCGAACAUGGCCAAGGUGAAAGCGUGGGUGAACUUGAAGUCAUGACCGAAUCUACUCGUCCUGCGACCUUGCAUGCCAUUCGUGAUACAGAGCUGGCGAAGUUUCCCCGCUCACUUUUCAAUAGCCUCGCACAGGAACAUCCCGGGAUAACGAUACAAAUAUCAAAAUUGAUUGCGCAACGCAUGAAGCACCUUGUUAAUUCUAAGUUACUCGAGAUUGGAGGUGAAAAGGCACAAGAUGAUGCCAACGCUGUUACGUCGACACUAAAUCUGAGGACUGUCGCCAUCCUUCCCGUCACUUCUGGGAUACCCGUUGUAGAAUUCGCGAGCCGUCUACUCAGCGCAUUUAACCAGAUCGGAGUCACAGAUGGCGUUGCCUCACUUCACCAAGCCGAUAUCUUUAAUCACCUCGGCCGUCACGCCUUUAACCGGAUGGGCAAGUUGAAACUUUCACAGUACCUUGCUGACCUCGAAGAACGUUAUGGCAUGGUUCUAUACGUUGCAGACACCAGCGUCAAUGCCCCAUGGACACAGACCUGUAUCAGCCAGGCAGACUGCAUACUGCUAGUUGGUGUCGCCGGAGCUUCACCCAGCAUCGGCGAAUAUGAACGUUUCUUGCUAGGAAUGAAGACAACAGCCAGGAAGGAAUUGGUAUUGUUACACGCAGAACGAUACUCACCACCAGGACUAACAAGACAAUGGCUGAAAAACCGCAUGUGGAUUAAUGGUGGCCACCACCAUAUUCAAAUGACGUAUCGGGCGACGCCAGAACCAGCCCUGCCACAAAUCAAGCGAUUUGGCACUGUACUCAAGCAGCGUGUGCAGGUUAUUCAGGCUGAGAUACAGAAGUAUACAUCCCGCCGAAUCCGCCAGGAACCGCUAUAUUCUGCGACGACACCAUUUAAGGGCGACUUCCACCGCCUCGCGCGUAGGCUAUGUGGCAAGACAGUUGGUUUGGUCCUUGGAGGUGGUGGAGCACGCGGCCUCGCCCAUAUAGGCGUGAUCACGGCGCUUGAGGAGGCCGGUAUCCCCAUCGAUAUAGUUGGUGGUACAUCGAUAGGCGCAUUCAUCGGUGCUCUAUACGCUCGCGAUGCAGAUGUGGUACCUAUGUAUGGCCGCGCAAAGAAAUUCGCAGCCAAAAUGGGUAGUAUCUGGCGGUUUGCUCUAGACCUCACAUACCCGUCUGUCUCAUACACGACAGGCCAUGAGUUCAAUCGCGGGCUCUUCAAAGCCUUCUCUGAUAGCCAGAUAGAAGACUCGUGGCUCGAAUUCUACUGCAAUACGACGAAUAUUAGCCAGUCUCGGCUAGAGUAUCAUUCUUCGGGGUAUGUAUGGCGGUAUGUGCGUGCGUCGAUGUCACUGGCAGGCCUUCUUCCGCCGCUCUGUGACGAAGGUAGCCUGCUUCUUGACGGCGGGUAUGUUGACAACUUAACCGUUGCUCGCAUGAAAUCUUUAGGCGCGGAUGUGAUAUUCGCCGUGGACGUGGGCGCUAUCGACGACAACACACCACAGGUAUAUGGUGACUCCCUCUCUGGGUUCUGGACGGUUCUCAACCGGUGGAAUCCUUUCGCGAGCGUUCCUAACCCGCCCACUCUGUCCGAAAUCCAAGCACGUCUUGCCUACGUCUCGUCCGUAGACGCCCUGGAACGUGCAAAGAACACACCCGGCUGCCUGUACAUGCGGCCGCCCAUCGAUGGUUUCGGGACACUAGAGUUCUCAAAAUUCGAUGAAAUUUAUCAAGUCGGCUACCAAUAUGGCAAGGAAUAUUUGGAUAGGCUUAGGAAAGAAGGCGCACUCCCGAUGCAGGAGGAGACCGAGGAGAAGAAAAAUAUGCGACGGACCAUGGCACCCAGAAGGGCGAGUAUCUAG
Molecule: messenger RNA, 4464 nt
Organism: Arthroderma uncinatum
Lineage: Eukaryota; Fungi; Ascomycota; Eurotiomycetes; Onygenales; Arthrodermataceae
Product: swiss cheese
Exons: 2
Coding region: 1-4464 (1487 amino acids)
Biological process (GO): phosphatidylcholine metabolic process
Cellular component (GO): endoplasmic reticulum
Molecular function (GO): phosphatidylcholine lysophospholipase A1 activity
Source: RefSeq, a predicted model, not a curated record